CACUGACGUCGUUAUGUUUCCGGGGUUUGUUAGCUCGUGACUCUUCCCGACACAAUCAAAAUCCCGACUAUAUCCAUUUUCCCUUAUACAUAUAUCCUUGCUUUGAUGACUCCAACCAGGUCCAACAUAUUAUAACACACCUAAACUAUACAUACGUAUUUCUUUCUUCCUCUCUCUUCCCCUUCUACUCACCGCUAUACAUAAAACCACACAAUGCCGCCAUGAGUAGAUUAUUUAGGCCGUUGCGGUGCUUGCACGCGCCCAAUGCCUCGAUUAUAAGACGCAAUGGGUUGAGAUCGUGUUACUAUUCGUCACAUGCUACAACCACAGAGAGCCCCUCGUCAACCACAUCACCGUCGGAACAGAAAUGGUCCCAUCCGCCUAGUACCGCGACGGUAACCGACGACGAGAUUGCUGACCUCACCAAUAAACAUCAGCAUCCAUUGAGCCUUGCUGACCUGGUUAGACAUGGCCGACCUCCCCUUUCCGCAGAGGCCCUCUAUUCCUCCGCCAACUUCACCCUCUCACUCCUCCCAAUCCGACUAGCCCACCGGAUCCAAGCACUACGCAACCUCCCCUUCAUCGUAGUCUCAAACCCGAACAUUUCCAAGAUCUACCACAACUACCUACACUCCCUCUCCACCCUCCUCCCGUGGAAACACCGCACAAUCGCCAACCUUGACGCCGAAAUCCGGUUCACCUCCGUCCUAGCAGAACUCGUGCACACGCACCAAGACACGAUCCCAAUCCUAGCCAAAGGCUUCCUAGAAUGCCGGCGCUACAUCUCGCCACAAGAAGUAACCCACUUCCUAGACACCCACCUCCGAACCCGCAUCGGCACACGUCUAAUCGCCGAGCAACACAUAGCACUACACUACAGCAGCCUCCCACACUUCGACCCCUCCGCCUCCCCAACGCCCUGUCCCGAACACCCAUCCUACAUCGGCGUAAUCGACACCGCGCUCUCCCCCUCCGCAGUCGUAGACUCAUGCGCCGGCUUCGUAGCCGAUAUCUGCGAAUUAAAAUACGGGGUUCGCCCACACUGGAUCAUAGACGGUGAACCAGACACCACAUUCGCCUUCGUACCCAUGCAUUUAGAAUACAUCGUAACCGAGCUUCUAAAAAACGCAUUCCGAGCCACCGUCGAAAACGGGCGGAAUCGUGAACCGGUCGUUAUAACCAUAGCCCCGGAACCACCGGAUGCAGGACCGCCGAGAGUUACGCUGGACCCGCCGGCGGGGGAUAAAGGCGCGUUUAAGAGCGAUGCGAUUAAACCCCUCGAUGACAAUGCACCGGGGGUAACGAUUCGGAUUCGGGAUCGUGGGGGCGGGAUUGCGCCGGAAGUAUUGCCGAAUAUUUGGAGUUAUAGCUUUACUACAUUCAGCGAGGAGGAAGAUAUCCCGACGAACGGUGGUGGAGGAAAUGGUGCUAGCGGUGGGGGUACGGAUGCGCUGAAUGUUAUAUCGGCAGCGGGCGGUGGUGGAAGUUCGAUUGCGGGCUUGGGGUAUGGAUUACCGCUUAGUCGCGCCUAUGCUGAGUAUUUCGGCGGUGGAAUCGCGGUGCAGAGUUUAUAUGGCUGGGGUACGGAUGUGUAUCUCCGGCUCAAGGGCGUGGGUAAGAUUGAUGAUGCGAUAGUUGGGUGAGCUUAUGUCCAUGAUGUCUGCGUAACCUGGCGUGGAAUAGGAGAGUCUAGCAUGUGUUCUUACCUAGGUAUCAACAGUGAUUUUUUAUGAUAACGAAAGCUGGGCGUGCAUAUGCAUGGAUAGGUAAACGCAUGAUUCGAUGGCUGUAUAUAGGAAAGGUUUUAUAUAUCAAAUUACUUCUACUCCAUGUGCUUCUGCAUAUUAGUGAGGAACGAUAUCGUUGAUGCUGAGCUGUUCAGAGAGGUUAAAGAUAACGAAAUGUACAUAUAAAUACACGCCUCUAAGAGGAAACAUUACCAGACAUAAACGAAGCGAGCACAUUUUAUAGCGCGUAUCUUAUUCGUAUACGAAGCUUAAUUAUUAAUUUUAAUUUUUGGUAUUAGUACCUAGUAGUAACGCUCACAAUCCAUAGUAAAGAAAGAGCCGUAAGUGAUGUAUAUGCGACGGUAUGCAAGUGACGUUGUAAAUAAGAUAUCCGAGAACCACCAUAUCCUAUAUCCAAGAUAGAUAACAUUUAAACGGAAAGGGAAAAAAAGCAAAAUACGGUUGCA
Hypoxylon trugodes is the source of this 2194-nucleotide messenger RNA. Its product is annotated as alpha-ketoacid dehydrogenase kinase. Bases 222 to 1643 code for a protein of 473 amino acids. Gene Ontology annotation, biological process: regulation of glucose metabolic process; protein phosphorylation. Lineage: Eukaryota; Fungi; Ascomycota; Sordariomycetes; Xylariales; Hypoxylaceae. Gene Ontology annotation, molecular function: pyruvate dehydrogenase (acetyl-transferring) kinase activity. Gene Ontology annotation, cellular component: mitochondrion. The transcript has 2 exons. The record is from RefSeq and is a predicted model, not a curated record.